UUGCUCCGUUCAAAGGCAAACCGUCAAGGCCCAAUCAGCAAACUCGGAGACGAUCUCCUCCUGGCGAUUCUGAUUCGCCUCCCGAACGCUAGAUCCGCCUUCCAGUGCAAAUCCGUCUGCAAGCGCUGGUGCUCACUCAUCUCCAGUCCCCACUUCGGCCGCAGUUUCGUUUCUCACCGUCAACAAAGCAGGAUCGACGGCGGCGGCGGCGGCGGCGAACUACUUCCUUUAACCUCACGCGACACUGAAUCCAUCUUGAGCUUUCUCCCCGUGCCUGAUGAGGUCCAAUCCGAUUUCGUACUUUUGGGUUGCUUCAAGGAUUUGGUUUUAUGCGGCUUCGUGGACUCUGCUGCUGGGAAUGAUUUUGAUGGCGAGAUGGGGAGAUUGUUCUUCGUCUGCAAUCCGUUUACAAAGCAAUGGGUAGCCGGCGCCCAAAAGGUCAAUGCGCUCGAUCCACAUGACAUUGUUCUUCCAUCUCUGGACAUCCCAUUCCAUGCAUGUUUUCCCUCAUCUGGGUACUAUACGCGUUAGAAGCUUAAAUAAAAUUUUUUGGUUCUGUGCAGAGCUAAAGCAAGAGUCUUUCCGUGCUCUCCAAGAAGUUUGGUGGUAUUGAGAUGAGGUGGGAGCAUACAUUUAGUGUUCAAAAUCUUAACCAUUGUUAGUGAUAACAGUUGCUUGGAGUACAAGUCAUGAUUCCUUUUUCCUUUGUCCCAAAUUAAAGAGUUC
Molecule: messenger RNA, 726 nt
Organism: Linum tenue
Lineage: Eukaryota; Viridiplantae; Streptophyta; Magnoliopsida; Malpighiales; Linaceae
Source: the annotation of a GenBank genome assembly